Molecule: messenger RNA, 567 nt
Organism: Podospora pseudocomata
Lineage: Eukaryota; Fungi; Ascomycota; Sordariomycetes; Sordariales; Podosporaceae
Exons: 2
Coding region: 1-567 (188 amino acids)
Source: RefSeq, a predicted model, not a curated record
AUGGGUGGACUCUCCGCACCGUCUCGGUGUAUCCUUUUCCUCCUCUUCAUAUACUUCGAACCCAUCGCAAAGUACUGCAUGACCAAAUACCGACAAUACCUUACUGGCAACACAUCUGCCGUCGAACGUGACAUUCUCGGUGGGGGUGGAGCCAACACUGUGUUGACACAGCCUGUCAUCCAAUGUGUCCUGAACAGCACGAGCGAGCAUGUCAAAAAUGGCAUGACAGCAGCCCAGGUUCUCCUCGGCGUCAUGCCCACCGUCCUCGCCCUGAUGGGUCCUUCGACCGAGGAAAUGAGCAUUCUCGCGAAUGUAGCACGGCGACCUCUCCUCGCACUCAUGCUUGCCGCCGGAUCGCCCAGCGUGUACUUCAGCCGGGCCUUUGAAUACCAUGAUCCCGCCCAGAUCCUCCACGACCACCCGAGCAGACUCCCACAGUGGCGCCCAAGCAUGUGGUACUACAAGCUGUCCAUCUCCAUGGCCGAAUACAUCAUCGCCCUGGCUGCCAUAGCCAACAUUGCUACUCUCAACUGGGAGCUCGGCGUCAAGGCCACAUGCACCCUGUGA